ACACAUAUUGAGAGGUUUUGCCAAACAGACCACAGAGUUUCUGAGCUGCAGGAGGGGUAACCGCCGCCACAGCCAUGGCCGAAUCCCAGCUUAUGUGCAUGGAAGACGGCCACAUCGGAGCCAGUGUCCCGGAGACUAAACCGGAGUUUUACUACAGCGAGGAGCAGCGCGCUGCCAUCGAGGAGCUCCUCAAGAACGGCGACGGUGCCUUCAAAACAAGACUCAAAGAUGACAACAUGAAAGACUUUCUAUCGGCCAGAGAAGUCAAAGUGUUGUUGAGCACUUUCAAACAGUAUGACUCGGGUAAUGACAGCAACAGCAGCAGCAGCAGCAGCAGCAAAGCCACACAGUCCAAGUCGGAUCAGGGAGCCGCCGGCACCGACGCGGAUGAUUCGGGGGUCCAUUCCACCUACUGGCCCCAGAUGUCGGACACCCAGGUGCCGCCGCUGGAUAUCGGCUGGACCGGCGGGGGUCUGUUCAAAGGGGUGACCCGGGUGGUCGUGCACACACAUCCGCCUAAAGAUAAUGGACCUCACAUCAAAGAGGUGGUGCGGCGGCUCAUACAGGAGGCCAACAAGGUGAUAGCGAUAGUGAUGGACAUGCUCACAGACGUCCAGAUCCUGCAGGACCUGAUGGACGCGGCCUGGCGACGCUCCGUGCCCAUUUACAUCUUGUUGGAUCACCAAGGCGUGCCACACUUCCUGGAUAUGUGCUCCAGGCUGCAGAUUGGCUCACAGCACCUGCGGAACAUCAGAACCAGGACGCUGCAGGGAACCGGAUUCGGUUUGUCCUUCGGCAGACUGCCUGGUUCACUCUGUAACAAGUACAUGCUGGUGGACGGAGAAAAAGUCAUGUUCGGCUCCUACAGUUUCUCCUGGUGUACAUCUCGUAUGGACCGAAACAUGAUCACCGUGAUGACGGGGCAAGUGGUUGACUUCUUUGACCGGGACUUCCGUGAAAUGUACGCCAUCUCUGAGAAGUUGGACCUCUACAAGGAGUUCCACGUUAGCCCGCCUGCUGCUAACGUGACCGCUACAAUACGAUCCAAAGCGGGGCCCAAACGCCCGCCUCUGCCAGCCACCACGUCCCGUUUCCAGGUCAGCUUAGGGGAUUCUCGGAAAGCCAAAAUCCAGGUGCCUGCUCACAAAUACUACAACCCCAAAUACUCGCUGGUGUUUGGGGACAUCCCACGUCCAACAGGGUCUCUGCAGGGGCCAGGACCUAAGAGGGGCUCACUCCUGGCUGAGGCUCCCGAGGAGAUACACGAGGGGAGGCCACGACAGGCCAGUAGUGAGAGGACGGGCCAGCUGAGUCCGGUGCCAUCAGAAGCCCCGAGUGAAAGUUUCAAGAGGCCCAAUGGACUCACGCAGGACAAGAAGAGGCAGCUCACAUGGACGCAGAAAUUAUUCAGGAAGAAAUUGUCCAGUAAGCCUUCAUCCAACAGCCCUGCAGACAGCACAUGUCCUUCACCCACAGAAACCAACCGGGCCGAUGAGAACGAAGACAACUAUGAGGUGAUCGUGAAAUCUCCAUCCAAAUGGAAGACGAAGAAGCCGUCUAAACUGGGCCGGAAGACAGAGUCUGAGCAAACUGUCGCUGCACAGGACAAUGAGAGUGUUAAGAGUCGACGUCGAAAAAAACAAGAAUGUAAUGUGUCCUGAGGUGAACCUGCCAUUCUCUGACGACAGAAAGCAGUCACGCAGGCUUGAGAUGGAUUACAAAAAUAACUUUCUUAACACUAAUGACACUUUUGUUUGUGCAAUAUUGUAUGUGCCUUACAGAAAGAAAAGAUCAAUCAGGUUGUGAUGCAUUCUGUUUUUAUGUUUAGUGCCAAAUGUAAAAUGAAAAUUCAAAGUCUUAAGGGAUAUCUAUUUCCCUGGGAGAGUGCAGAAAGGUUUAAAUGAGAUAUUUCCCGGUGAUCACUUGAGUCUUGUUUGCUCUGAGCCUCUUUUUGGGGCUUCAGGGAUUUAGGGAUAACUGCUUCCCUGCUGGACCCUGAGUGCAUAGGUUUAUAGUGUACAUUUUAGUGCACAAAAUGUGAAAUAAGUUUGCACAAAUCUUCUUCAUCUGUUUAGAGAAUAUAUUGAAAUGAGGUUGUCGGAGGUUGCAAAUCGAACAUUUUAAUUCAAACAUCCAAUUCUUAGAUGAAUGAUUUUUCCCUGAUCAGGAAUUAUCUGUAACCAUGAACCAUACCUGACCUCUGAAGAACUAACUCUGCUGAAAGAUCCAAAAUGGGCAAGAACCACUCUUAUCAUGAGCAACCUAAAGCAGGUCAUAUUCAAACCUCGGAUGAUUGUUACCUUUGCUUAAAAAAGAAAGAGGAAUCAUCAGAGAGAAAUCAUGAAAAAAAGAAGUUAAGGUGAGUAAAUCUCACCUUGUAUUACCCCUUAGGUGGUGUUGUGGGCCGUUAUGUGUGUACUUUUUCCGUGUUGUCACUUCUCUGCAAAUGAAUGUUACCAAGAAUUUCUGUGAAUGUUUUUUUGUUGCACUAAUACAUUGUGGGAUCUUUUGUUCAUUGUGCUUACUAAAUGGUCUCAGAUAAGUAAAGCUUUAAAAGGUAUGAGGAAGAUUUUUUAUUUUUAAAUAUUUGGAUUGUUUAGUGGAUGACUGAAUUUAAACAGGAGGACCACAUGAUCAAAGCAUUUAAAAAUGUGU
This is a messenger RNA of Seriola dumerili (greater amberjack), 2655 nucleotides long. RefSeq names its product protein FAM83F-like. The record is from RefSeq and is a predicted model, not a curated record. The transcript is spliced from 5 exons. Bases 75 to 1661 code for a protein of 528 amino acids. NCBI's taxonomy places the organism in Eukaryota, Metazoa, Chordata, Actinopteri, Carangiformes, Carangidae.